ACUACUUCAAACAUAAGUACAAUUAAAAGGAUUAAUUAUCCUUAAGAUGUUAGUUAAUUUCAUUCGUUCGCAUUUACAUUGCGAUUAUACUAAUCUAAGUCAUUAAAUUAUAAUUACGAAUGUUAAUUUAUAAAACGAUAAGCUGUAAAAGCUUUCUAUCAACUUAUAAACAAUAGACAAACAAUACUAUGGAUUAGCGGAUGAUGCCCUCUACCACAAUUGCCGGCGUAAUAGAUUCGUCAUUCUGCGUUAAUAUCUCUUUUAUAUUUUGUAUGCAAAAGCAUUUAUCUUAAAUGCAUAAAUAAAUAGUUAUGCAGGCGUGGAGAGUACUUAUCAUUGGUAAGAAAUUUAUUUAUUGAAAUCAAGUUACGUAUGCAAUAGCGAAUAAUGUUUAAACUUAACCUUAUUUUGGAAAGCAACGUUUGUAAACAUUGUGAAUGCAUUUCUAUUGUAUUAAUAGCAUUGUCAAAUAUAACAAAUUGAAUCGUGUAAUUGCAAAUUUCUUCAGACGUUAAUAAGCUCUUUCUGAUUGUAUCAAAAUGAUUGACCAAAAUAUAAUUGGCACAUGCUUCUUGGUAUGUAUAGCAAUCGUAUUCAAUUUUUCAUUGCAUCGCAUCGAAGAAGGUCAUGUAGGAGUAUAUUUUCGGGGUGGAGCAUUAUUACCUGAAGUGAGCAUUCCAGGUUUUCAUAUGAUGAUACCAAUUUUAACAAUCUUUCGUCCUGUUCAAGUAACUUUACAAACCGAUGAAGUUAAAAAUGUUCCCUGUGGAACUAGCGGAGGUGUUAUGAUCGAUUUUGAUCGAAUUGAAGUUGUAAAUAUGUUAGAUGCUAAUAGUGUGUAUAAUAUCGUGAGAAACUAUACCGUAGAUUAUGACCGAUCUUUAAUAUUUAACAAAAUCCAUCAUGAGCUGAAUCAAUUUUGUUCAGUACAUACACUACACGAGGUUUAUAUCGAUUUAUUCGAUCAAAUCGAUGAAAAUCUUAAAACUGCAUUACAAAGGGAUUUAACUGAAAUGGCUCCUGGCUUGAAUGUUUUAGCCGUAAGAGUAACUAAACCAAAAAUUCCUGAAACUAUUAGAAAAAAUUAUGAACUUAUGGAGGCAGAGAAAACAAAACUUUUAAUAUCAACGCAGCAUCAAAAAGUUGUUGAAAAGGAUGCGGAGACAGAUAGAAAGAAGGCAAUUAUUGAAGCCGAUAAAGUUGCUCAAGUAGCAAAAAUUAUGCUUAAUCAGAAAAUCAUGGAAAAAGAGUCGCUUCAACUUAUGGCAUCUAUCGAAGAUCAAAUGCACUUAGCAAGAGAGAAAAGUCGCUCGGACGCUGACUAUUACCAAACGGCCAAACAAGCAGAAGCUAACAAAUUACUGUUAUCGGAUCAGUAUUUAGAACUUGAAAAGUAUAAAGCAUUAUCUAAAAAUACUAAAGUUUACUUUGGACAAGAUUUACCAAAAAUGUUUUCAUUUGGAGGCCCUGUCAAUGAUUUGGCAAACUAUGCUAAUGAAAUUACAUUAAAAAAGCAAGAAAAUGAAUGAAUCGAAUAAUCGUUUAUUAAAAAUAAU
Molecule: messenger RNA, 1556 nt
Organism: Ceratosolen solmsi marchali
Lineage: Eukaryota; Metazoa; Arthropoda; Insecta; Hymenoptera; Agaonidae
Product: erlin-1
Exons: 5
Coding region: 540-1529 (329 amino acids)
Biological process (GO): SREBP signaling pathway
Cellular component (GO): endoplasmic reticulum membrane; endoplasmic reticulum
Molecular function (GO): cholesterol binding; ubiquitin protein ligase binding
Source: RefSeq, a predicted model, not a curated record